Dimorphilus gyrociliatus is the source of this 1648-nucleotide messenger RNA. The record is from the annotation of a GenBank genome assembly. NCBI's taxonomy places the organism in Eukaryota, Metazoa, Annelida, Polychaeta, Dinophilidae.
AUGUGAUCAGGUGACCUUAAUUGACCCCCAUCAGGUCAUCCUCCUGUGAGCAUUUAGUUAGUACUCGUUUGUUCAUUCACUGUACAUUAAAUUUGGUAAGUAAAAUAUGCACAUUUUAAACAUUUUGCUUGUUAUGUUUUAGAAAUAUAUAAUAAAUUAUACGAUUUAAAUGCAAAAUCUCGUGUUCGGCUUUUUAUGCAGCACGUGUUACUUUAGACCUAAUUUAUCGCUCAUUUUUAUUGAUCGUUUUUAACCGGCUUGUUAACGUAAAAGAUGAAUAUACUAUCGUAUGUUACAUAAUCAAAGAUAAUCUUAGACCAACGAUUUCAAAAAUCAAAGUUCACAUUUUAAACGGAUAUCUCAACCUUUAUCAAGAUAGUCGUCCCAUGUAGAUAAGUGAACUUUGAGACAUAAUACUUUUAUAUUAAGUUCUUUCUUUUUCUAACAGGCAUUAAUAUCUAAAAUGUAUUCACAAGUAUACGAUUUCUUUCAAAGAGAAGUUUUGCCCUAUGGAGAUCCACGAUCAAAAGAUUGGUUUCUCCUGCAAUCUAAUCCAGUACCAGUAUGGAUUAUAACGAUUGCCUAUUUACUCUUUGUUACACUUGGACAAAAGUUUAUGAAAAAUAGACCCGCCUAUGAUUUAAAAUGGUUUAUGAUAAUUUAUAAUUUAGGUUUGGUUGUUUGGUCUUUAUAUAUGGUGAUAGAGAUUCCAAUUGCAACAUGGAAGGCUGACUAUAAUUUUAUCUGUGCCGAACUUAAUGACGAACGCAGAAAAGAUCCAAGAGAAUUAAGGGUAGCUGCUGUGAUGUGGUGGUACUUUUUCUCAAAGGCAAUUGAGUUAUUAGAUACUGUUUUAAUGGUUCUACGUAAAAAAAAUAAUCAGAUAACAUUCCUGCACGUUUUUCAUCAUGCAUCUAUGCUAAACAUCUGGUGGUGGGUUGGAAUGUUCAUCCCCAGUGGUUUAUCAUUCUUUGGCUCUUGGCUAAACUCACUUGUACACGUAUUUAUGUACGCAUAUUAUGGUUUAACCGCUAUUCCAGCCGCUAGACCAUAUCUUUGGUGGAAAAAGUAUAUCACUAAACUCCAAUUGAUCCCAAUCUUACUCCAAAAAGAAAUAGAAUACGACGAAAGAGGAAAUGCUUUAUUAGACGAAGAUAACAAGCCAAAAUUGCGCUGCGGUUUUCGUAUUGGUGGGGGCAUUGAUCAAGAUAAUACUCUCUCAGCCCAAGGAUAUCCAGACAAGGGCGUUUACGUGACCUACAUCUACGAAAAUGGUCCUGGCCAUAAAGCUGGUUUGCAACAACACGAUAAAAUCCUACAGGUAAAUGGUCAUGAUAUGACGGUAGUGACUCACAAGAAAGCUGUGGAAUAUAUUAAAAGAAAAGCUAUUCUGAAUAUGUUGGUUUAUCGCAAAGGAGUACCCCAAAUUCCAAGCUCACAACAAGCCCCAGUCUAUAAUCCUCCACAAUUUAGUUCUCCUCAAAGGCAACCCCCAAUGCCACACUCUCCAAUGCAUAGACCAGAUCAUAAUUUUGGACGCAAUAGUCCAAUGCAUUCCCCAUCAAGACAUUAUCAACCAGCAUCUCCAGGUCAUCAUUCUGGAUUUGAUCGAAGUUCUUUUGAUGCUAUGCAAGCUAAACCGUAUUAG